This is a messenger RNA of Schistosoma intercalatum, 2049 nucleotides long. Lineage: Eukaryota; Metazoa; Platyhelminthes; Trematoda; Strigeidida; Schistosomatidae. The record is from the annotation of a GenBank genome assembly.
UAAUUAUUAGUCGAAAUGUGUGUACAAUCAAUAUAUAAAUGAGUAUAUUUUUGACUAGGGUCGUCGUCGCGUUAUGGAGUUAAUAAACCUUCACUUGUACUUUUGUUCUUACUUUUGUGUCGUGGGAAUUGCACUAGUUCCUUGAUUUUACAAGUAUAAGUAGUAAGUGAUCUAAACAUAAAAAUCAGAGACCAGAUAUAACAAUUGGUGACGCAGUCAUAUAAUUAUGAAGACCUUCACAUCUAAGGGAAAGCUGAACACCAUCAUCAGCUUACUGUGAGAAAGAGCGAAUCAGCUUCUAUCUGUAGAGGAAAUUAGGGGAAGACGUUGGUGUUGAUAGGUGGGAAAUACAUUGUGGAAACCAACAAACUGCAUCAUGAGGCAAGCUCUAACUUUGAAUCCUGAAGGGAAUCGGAAAAGAGAAAUACCAAGGAACACAUUGCGUCGAGAAUUUGAAGCAGACAUGAAGAGAAUAAAUAGCAACUGGAAACAAGUGGAAAGGAUUUUUCAGGACAGAGGAUGGUUGUGGGCGGCCUAUGCCGUAACAAAUUAGUUGGUAUCGUACUGUAGACAAACAACAAAUCUCAUCUGGUAGUACACUUAAAGAUCCUGUUCGUCGUGGUCCUCAUGGUGUCAGCAAAUAUGCAGUUAGGUUUCUUCCUGGAAGACCCAACUAUGCACCUAAUAUGGCUGGUGUCGACGUAAACAAACUACGUACCUACCAACUGAUUGUUCGAUUUGUAGAUAUUAAUGAUGCAGAUACACAAUUCAGGUGUGUUAUUGAAUUGAGAACUACGCCAGUUGAUCAGUGGCCUGUAGCAUAUGGGAAUAUUAUUGUGAAACGCGCUCCUGAAAUUCUCCCGGGGUUGACAUCCAAAAUUGUGACGGAAGGAGACUCUUUAACGUUAGUUUGCCGGGCACAAGGCUCGCCACCACCGAUGAUAAGUUGGACUAGAGCUAAUGGAAGGCCUCUGUCACUUCCAGGUUCACCACAAAGAAUUUAUAAUUCAACACUACAUAUUCCCCGCGUUGAUCGUUAUGAUCGUGGUGUUUAUCGAUGUUAUGCAGUUAACAACGUAGCUGGGUCGGCUGAAUAUGAUGUAAUGGUGGAAGUUAAUUAUGCACCACAUGUUCGUGAGGCUCGGUUCAAGGGAGCUUAUGGACAGGCACCAGAUGGAAAUUAUGACAUGACAUUGGAAUGCAUUGUCAAUGGAUAUCCUGAUCCUGAUUUAUUAUGGUAUACUGGAAUUUAUGAUCCGAUAACUAAUAAUAAACCCCUAUUUGAUAAUAAUCGUUAUGAACUUGAAAAAGCUCAAAGUUAUGGUUCAGCUGGAACAAAUGUAACUGAUGUUUUCUCAACUCUACUAAUUCGUAAUGUACGAGUUGGUGAUUAUGGAAAUUAUACUUGUAGAGCGGAAAACAAAUAUGGAUCAAAUUUUGUUGUACUCAGUUUAUUUUAUCAAUCAAUCUGUCAAGGUGCUUACUGUCCAAUGCUUGGGGCUGUUUCCUUGGAAGCUCGAGUUAAUGAAGAUGGAACUUCAGUUAUCAACUAAUUUAAUAAUAAGCUAUGAAAUUGUCACAGUGUUCUUUUUAUCUCUAUCUUGUUAUUUUCGACUUUUAAAUUUUUUCUGUCAUGUAGAUACAAUAACUAUUUUAAAAUAAACAUUUUAUAAUUAUACUACUUUCUUCAGUAUAGGGUUGUGGAGAGUGUUGAAUUUCAUUGAAAUCAUGAACUGAUCAAUUUUAGACCACCAUUAGAGACCUUGAAGCACUUAACGGUCGCUUCUUCCUAGUAUGGGACUCCUCAGCAGUGUGCAUCUGUGAUCACGCAUGCGAAUACUAAACCUCUAAACCAUUGAGCCGACAUCCGAAAGUGUUAAUGCUUAACUCUAAUCGAUCCACAACAUUGAGCGAUAUUUUCCAUUGUCUAUGGUAGGCAACUGCUUCAUACUCAACACGAUUGAAAUCCGCUGGUCACAGAUUCUCAUUAGAACAAUUGAAGAUGGUUGCACAAUAUCGCGGAUUGUUUGAAUUUAGCCAUUAACACCG